AUGACAGGAAAAUGCGGAAACAUCCCAGACAAUUUGUAUAAGCCUGGAGAAGUAAUCAUUGGUGGGGUUUUUUCUCUGAUACAACCUGAGGUGUAUUUGCUCAAUUUUACAGUUUUCCCAGAAAGAAGUAAUGAUGCUGCCAUUGUGAAGUUUAAACAUUAUCAGCAUGUCCUCACCCUAAUUUUUGCCAUUCAUGAGAUCAAUGACAUCCCAUCGCUCUUGCCCAAUAUCACGCUGGGGUUCCAUAUCUUUGAUAACCUAUUUGACUUGGGAAGAACGGAUGAAACCAUCCUGGAUCUGCUUUUCAAGCAGAGAAAGAAUACUCUCAAUGACAAGUGGGAUAGGAAAGAUGUAUUUUCUGUUAUUGGGGGACUCACUUCAGAACACUCUAUCCAGAUGGCCACCAUCUUAAGCAACUACAAGAUUCCACAGCUCACUUAUGGUUCAUUUGAAGCCACCCUAAGCAGUAAGAUUGAUUUCCCUUUUGUGUACCGAAUGGCACCAAGAGAAACUGCUCAUCAUAUGGGGAUUGUCCAGCUACUCUUGCAUUUCAGAUGGACCUGGAUUGGCCUUAUUGUAUCUGACGAUGAUGCCGGGGAAAGUUUUGUGCAGAAACUGAUUCCUUUGUUGGUCCAGAACAGCAUAUGUGUUGCCUUCUUGAAAAGAAAUGCAAUAAAGAACUUAGUUCUUAAUAAUAAUAAUAAUGAAGGACUCACUAGGUUAACACAAACUCUUCUUUUAACCGAUGCCAAUGUGAUUAUUCUUGCAACAGACUCUGUAUUACUCAAUUCAUUAACAUUAUUCUUAGAAGAAUUCAGCAUGAAGGCCCUUGUAGGAAAGGUUUGGAUCAUGCCACUUCAGUGGUAUUUCAGCACGUUACCCAGCGGGGAACUGGUUGGCAGAAAAAUUUUCUAUGGUGCCUUGUCUUUCUCAGUCCACACAAAUUCAGUGCCAGGAUUCCAGGACUUUCUUCGAAAUGUAAAAUUUGAUAAGACACUAAAGACGUUCUUCUGUUUGUUCUGGCAAUACGCAUUUCAACGGUGUGCAAAUUGUAGAGGAGAGGAGAAACUGGAGGAUCUUCCUGCAAAUGUUUUUGAGAUGGAUAUGUCUGGUGAGAGCUACAGUAUCUAUAAUGCUAUCUAUGCUAUGGCACAUGCUUUACAUGCCAUAUACUUUUCCAGAAAAAGACCUAUGUUGAAUAAAGGCAAACUGGAGCAUGGGAAUAUUCAACCAUGGCAGCUCCACUCUUUCAUGGAAAACAUACACUUUAACAAUGGAGCUGUGCAAGAGGUUUUGUUUGAGAACAAGGAAUUGUCCAUUGGGUAUGAUAUUAUUAACUGGGUUACUUUCCCCAAUCAGUCCUUCCAAAAAGUCUUGGUUGGAAGUGUUUCAUCAAGCAAAUUAUUCAGCAUCAUCAAAGAUGCCAUAGUGUGGAACAGAAGACUGAAGCAGAUCUACAGUGAGAGUAGAAACAGCAUCAACAGAGGUUUCGGUCAUGCUGAAGUGAAAUUCUUGAAGGGCUGUGUUUGA
Messenger RNA from Rhineura floridana, 1530 nucleotides. Its product is annotated as vomeronasal type-2 receptor 26-like. Lineage: Eukaryota; Metazoa; Chordata; Lepidosauria; Squamata; Rhineuridae. Bases 1 to 1530 code for a protein of 509 amino acids. Gene Ontology annotation, biological process: G protein-coupled receptor signaling pathway. The transcript has 5 exons. The record is from RefSeq and is a predicted model, not a curated record. Gene Ontology annotation, cellular component: membrane. Gene Ontology annotation, molecular function: G protein-coupled receptor activity.